Messenger RNA from Pelodiscus sinensis (Chinese soft-shelled turtle), 939 nucleotides. RefSeq names its product olfactory receptor 10A4-like. NCBI's taxonomy places the organism in Eukaryota, Metazoa, Chordata, Testudines, Trionychidae. Gene Ontology annotation, biological process: G protein-coupled receptor signaling pathway. Gene Ontology annotation, cellular component: membrane. Gene Ontology annotation, molecular function: G protein-coupled receptor activity; olfactory receptor activity. The record is from RefSeq and is a predicted model, not a curated record.
AUGGAGGGGAACCUCACUGCCAUCACAGAGUUCAUCUUUCUCGGCUUCUUUGACCUCCAGGACCUGCGACCUCUUCUCUUCAUCCUGGUCUUACUCAUCUACCUCGUCACCGUGAUAGGAAAUAGUCUCAUCGUCGCCGUCACGGUGGCGGACCUGGUGCUCCAAAGCCCGAUGUAUUUCUUCCUCAGGAAUUUAUCGGUCCUGGAGAUCUGCUACACCUCGGCCGUCAUCCCCAAGACCUUGUCCGACCUCCUCUCCGAGCGCCAAGCCAUUUCCUUCCUGGGCUGUGCCGCCCAGAUGUACUUCUUCCUCCUCUUCGGCAACUCGGAGUGCUGCCUGCUGGCCGUGAUGUCUUACGACCGUUACGUGGCCAUAUGCCGCCCCUUGCGUUACUCCCUCACCAUGAGCCGGAAAGUCACCGUUAGCUUGGCGGCGGCGGUGUGGAUAGCAGAGAACAUGGUGGCCCUUGAGCAAACGGUGGCCAUCUUCACGUUGCCCUUCCAUGGUCCAAACACAAUUGAGCACUUUUUCUGCGACGUUAUGCCCGUGCUCAAGCUGGCGAGCUCCGACACGUCCCUGAACGAUAUUAUUAAUGCCCUGCUCACCGUCGCAUUCAUCAUAGUCCCCUUCCUCCUCAUCAUUGCCUCCUACGUCGGCAUCCUCGCCGCCAUCUUGAAGAUGCGCUCAGGGGAGGGGAGGCACAAAGCUUUCUCCACCUGCUCCACACACCUCAUCACGGUUACCUUGUUUUACGGCAGCUGCUUCAUCACCUACAUGAGGCCCAGUUCCAGCGGUUCUGUGGACACCAACCGAGCGAUCGCCCUGUUCUACACCGUCGUGACGCCAAUGUUCAACCCAAUCAUAUACAGCCUGAGGAACAAAGAUGUCAAGGAAGCGCUGAAGAAACUCCUGGGCUGGAGUAGGACAUCUGAGUGCUAA